AUGGCGGACUUAUCGUCCAUCCCAAACCCAACUCCCAAGCAGUUUAUGCAAGAAUACCACUUCUACCGCGACCAGCAACCAGCCCUCUACAGUCAGCAAGCUCUUUACAACGAGAACGGGGAGGUCAAGGGCUACGAUGCGGGUUACAAACCCGGUUUUGAGCUCGGUCGGCGGUCCGCUGUGCCGGUGGCAUAUCAGAUGCAUUUAUCUGCGCUGGGCGAGAUCUUUAGAAGGGCCAAGGAGAUCCGGGCGGACUUGCAGGUGAAGCUGAACGCGUCGUCUGGCCUGAACAAUGGCAUGGUUCACGGCCAGGGUCACCGUGUGGCUCCUACUGGGAUGAUGGUGAAGUUGGGGACGGAGCUGGGGAAGCUGGAAGGGACGGUGGAGUAUCUGGUGAGGAAAACGGCUGUUGCGGCGGGUGAAGGCGGAUUGGGGUUGGAUGAGUUGACGAGCAUGGUUGUAGGCGGUGGUAACGAAGGACGACGGGAUGGGGUGGAACUCUGCGAGUUUUUGAGGAUGGCGCUGGACGGUGAGAGGAGGGGAUGGGGGACAGCGAUGAUGGAGAAGAGGAAGCAUGGAAACUCGGAGAAGGGGGGGUAG
Messenger RNA from Parathielavia appendiculata, 600 nucleotides. RefSeq lists its product as uncharacterized. Bases 1 to 600 code for a protein of 199 amino acids. The transcript is spliced from 2 exons. The record is from RefSeq and is a predicted model, not a curated record. Lineage: Eukaryota; Fungi; Ascomycota; Sordariomycetes; Sordariales; Chaetomiaceae.